CUCCAUCCUCCGCCACCGCCGGAGCAGCUGCGGGGCCGCCACCGCCUUUGCAGGCUGAGUCAUCACUAGAGAGUGGGAAGGGCAGCAGCAGCAGAAGAAGAAGAAGAAGAAGAAAAAGAAGAAAAAGAAUCCAAUUCCUAAAACUGAUCCUGCAAAGCACCAUUUCUCCAAGUUGGGGGCUCAGAGGGGAGCCAUCAUGAGCGAUGUCACCAUUGUGAAAGAAGGCUGGGUUCAGAAGAGGGGAGAAUAUAUAAAAAAUUGGAGGCCAAGAUACUUCCUUUUGAAGACAGAUGGCUCAUUCAUAGGUUAUAAGGAGAAACCCCAAGAUGUGGACUUACCCUAUCCCCUCAACAACUUCUCAGUGGCAAAAUGUCAGUUAAUGAAAACAGAGCGACCAAAGCCAAAUACAUUUAUUAUCAGAUGUCUUCAGUGGACCACUGUUAUAGAGAGAACAUUUCAUGUAGAUACACCAGAGGAAAGAGAAGAGUGGACAGAAGCUAUCCAAGCUGUAGCUGACCGACUACAGAGGCAAGAAGAGGAGAGGAUGAAUUGUAGUCCAACCUCACAGAUUGAUAAUAUAGGAGAGGAAGAGAUGGACGCGUCUACAACCCAUCAUAAAAGAAAGACUAUGAAUGAUUUUGACUAUCUAAAACUACUAGGUAAAGGGACUUUUGGGAAGGUUAUUUUGGUUCGAGAGAAGGCAAGUGGAAAAUACUAUGCUAUGAAGAUUCUGAAGAAAGAAGUCAUUAUUGCAAAGGAUGAAGUGGCACACACUCUUACUGAAAGCAGAGUACUAAAGAACACCAGACAUCCAUUUUUAACAUCAUUGAAAUAUUCCUUCCAGACAAAAGAUCGUUUGUGUUUUGUCAUGGAAUAUGUUAAUGGAGGAGAGCUGUUUUUCCAUUUGUCGAGAGAGCGGGUGUUCUCUGAGGACCGCACACGUUUCUAUGGUGCAGAAAUUGUCUCUGCUUUGGACUAUCUACAUUCUGGAAAGAUUGUGUACCGUGAUCUCAAGUUGGAGAAUUUGAUGCUAGAUAAGGAUGGCCAUAUAAAAAUUACGGAUUUCGGACUUUGCAAAGAAGGGAUCACAGAUGCAGCUACCAUGAAGACAUUCUGUGGUACACCAGAAUAUCUGGCACCAGAGGUAUUAGAAGAUAAUGACUAUGGCCGAGCCGUGGACUGGUGGGGCCUAGGUGUGGUCAUGUAUGAAAUGAUGUGUGGGAGAUUGCCUUUCUACAACCAGGAUCAUGAGAAACUCUUUGAAUUAAUACUAAUGGAAGACAUUAAAUUCCCCCGAACACUCUCUUCAGAUGCAAAAUCAUUGCUUUCAGGGCUCCUGAUAAAGGAUCCAAACAAGCGCCUUGGUGGAGGGCCAGAUGAUGCAAAAGAAAUCAUGAGGCAUAGUUUUUUUUCUGGAGUAAACUGGCAAGAUGUAUAUGACAAAAAGCUUGUACCUCCUUUUAAGCCUCAAGUAACAUCUGAAACAGACACCAGAUAUUUUGAUGAAGAAUUUACAGCUCAGACUAUUACAAUAACACCACCUGAAAAGUAUGACGAUGACGGCAUGGACUGCAUGGACAACGAGCGGCGGCCCCACUUCCCUCAGUUCUCAUACUCUGCAAGCGGACGGGAAUAAGUUCUUCCAGUUUGUCUCUACACUGUCAUCUUAGACUUUGCCACUGAGAAUGAUUCCUGGACAUCUCCAACAGUCCUCGCUCUUACAGUUAGCAGGGGCACCUUCUGACAUCCCUGACCAGCCAAGGGUCUUCACCCUCACCACCUCUCACCCACAGGAAACCAUAUACACAGACACUCCAGUUUUGUUUUUGCAUGAAAUUGUAUCUCAGUCUGAGGUCUCAUUCUGUUGCUGCUACUGUCUUACUAUUACAGCAACUUUCAGACGUAAUUUUACAAUCUUUGGGAGUCAUGAGCCCAUCGUUCCUUUGUGCAUCAAAUGUCAUCUUAUUUUGGUUUUUGGUUUUCCCUAGCAGUGAAGGCUAAGUGAGAUACACUGAUUCUAGGUACAUUUUUAACUUUCUAGGAGAUAAAUCAAGAACUAAUUAGACUAAGAUUUAGUUUAUAUUUCUGAACAAGCAAUUGUUGAAGGGUGGUGGUGUGUGUAUGUAAGAGUUUAGCCGUGCAUGUCUGACCAGCACAUGAAGUGUGUAUCACUGACAUUAGGCUGGAAAUCCUUAGGAAACAUUGAGAGGACUGAAGGACCAAUAAGAUACACAUGUUUUUUUUUUUAAAUUCCUGCUGGCUAUUCUGGAGGAAGCCCAGUGCCACCCAUGGAUGCCCAGAUUUCAAGGACAUUGUUCAACCAAGUACCUAAGGUGCAGAGUCACCUAGAGAGUCUGAGGAUCUACUUUGUACCAGAGAGUAUUUUUCCCUUGGGCUUGGCAACCUUUUCCCCUUCUUGAUAAUUAUCCCCUCUGAUGGCUGAAGAAUGUAGACAGUAUAAUGAUCCUGCUGUCGCCAAAAUCUAUACACCAAGGCGAACAGGUGUUUGCCUUACCAGUUUUGAAGUUUUUACUUUCAGUUAUAGGCUCCUCUCAAAUACUGCUAUUGAAGACAAAAAUCUGACACCAUCGAGCCAAAGAUGCCUUUUUGGGGGGAGGGGGAGGGGCUUGCUUUGUGUUGUUCAGAGAAUGGGAAGAAUGAUGCAGAGUGCUUCCGGAGUGCACACAGUUCAAUGGGAAAUACUGGAUGCUGGCUAAAGGUAGACAUGGUCAGAGGGAAGAAGCGGUGACCGGCAGGAGGAAAGGUGGUCUUCAGUACACUUUGGCUGACUUCAAACAUGUGCCUUUUGGUGUGUUUUGUCAUUGCUACAAAAUGAAAAGGAAACAGAACAACUCAAGUCUUUAGAAAGGUCAUUUUAUUAAUCCCUGUGCAUUUAGAGACAACGUAAAUCAGUGACUUGAAGCUGUUCUGAGCACACACUCCCAACUAGCCCUAGCCAGUUGCUGCUGAAGCACUCCCUGUCUGUAGCACAGGGACAGACCAUGGCAUGAGGACCAGCCCCCUGCAGUCCCCGGUGGUGUCUCCCUGGGGAGGUUUCAGUGCACUGUGGCACAUUAAGUACAAAUCAGAUGAAUGUAAAUAUCUCUUUGUAAAUCAUUUAUUUCACUCUGUUUCAUCCAGGUCAGCAAUCAGAUUGUGGCAUGCUGGGUAACUGGAAAAAAAUGAUAAUAAAAAGUAAGUUUAAAUAGA
Grammomys surdaster is the source of this 3210-nucleotide messenger RNA. RefSeq names its product AKT serine/threonine kinase 3 (gene Akt3). Lineage: Eukaryota; Metazoa; Chordata; Mammalia; Rodentia; Muridae. Gene Ontology annotation, molecular function: ATP binding; protein serine/threonine kinase activity. The coding region runs from base 197 to 1636 and encodes 479 amino acids. The record is from RefSeq and is a predicted model, not a curated record. The transcript is spliced from 15 exons. Gene Ontology annotation, biological process: protein phosphorylation.